UUCAUUAAUAAAAGAGAGAGAAAAAGUAGGUAAGAAUUAGGGAAAAGAAACGAACUCCGAGGAUCCAUUCGAUGGUUCCUAUAAUAAGACAUUGACCAGCCACGUCACUAACUUAACAUAAGUAACGCCGCCGUCUGAUGUUCCAAAGCUGAGACAGACAAGGGCGAUAGAUACAUAGAGAGAGAAUGGAGAAAAGCAAAGAAGGAGAGAGUAUGGAAGAAGAAAGAAAAGAGAAGCGAAUUAGAUCAGACGAAGACAGAUCUGAUAAGGAACGUAAGACGAGGAGGAAUGAUAAGGAUGCCGUAAGCCUAGGAAGUUCUGAGAACCGAGGGAGAGGGAGAGGAAGAGGAAGAAAACCUAACGGUGAAGAUGAUUCUAAGAGAAGUCGAUCAGAAGAUGACUCGGACCUGAGAUCUGAGAAGCGACGUAACAGGGGGAAGAAAGAUAAGGAUGUCGCGAGCAUUGGAUCUCCGAGUUCUGAUAGCCAAGCAAGAGGAAGAGGGAGAGGAAGAGGGAGACCGAGAAAAUCUGAGGGCGGAGAGCGAAUUCGAUCAGACGACUCAGAUAGGCUGAAAGACGUUAGAUCUGAAGAUGCUGUGAGUAUAGAAUCUCCGAGUUCUGAGAGCCAUGGAAGAGGAAGAGGGAGAGGAAGAAGAAGAGGAAGAGGAAACGAAUCUGACGGUGGAGAGGACUCGAAGCCAUCUACUGAAAGAAGAGGGAGCGUGAGAUUAAUGUCUACGCCCAACAAGGAUACUAACAACUCUGAUGAUGGAACGAAAAAGUAUGUGGGUUUGACUUGUCAUCAGUGUAAGAACUUAACCGAUAAGGUUGAUCUUGUCUUCUGUUCUAAAUGUAUCAAGAAGCGCUAUUGCUAUGACUGCAUCAACAGAUGGUAUCCAGAGAGAACGCCUGAGGAAGUUAGAGAUGCAUGUCCUUUCUGUCUCGGUAAUUGCAAUUGUAGAGCUUGUUUGCGUCAGCCUUUGCUUCUCAAGCAACCAAGUGAGAAGGACGCGAGUGUCAAGCUCAAGCAGUUGCAGUACCUAUUAGUUAAAGCUCUUCCUGUUCUUAAAGAUGUUUAUGCAGAACAGAGCCGUGAACUGGAGGUUGAAGCAGUAGUUAGAGGACUCCCUGUGACAGAAUCUGAUAUUACUUGGUCCGAACUUCAUCCAAGUGAACGCAUAUACUGUGAUCUCUGCAGAACAUCCAUUGCCAAUUUUCACAGAAGCUGUCUGAACCCAGAUUGUUCAUCCGACAUAUGCCUUUCUUGCUGCAAGGAACUUAGAGAGAGUUCACACGAUGAGAAGACAGAUGUGGAGAACAAUAUCUCUGACUCUGACUGGAAGCUAAAUCCUGACGGUAGCAUCCCAUGCCCUCCAAAAGAGCGUGGUGGUUGUGGUACUUCAACACUAGAGUUGAAACGGUUGUGGGAAUGUGAUUGGGUCGGUAAACUGAUAACAAAUGCAGAGGAAGUUACUCUGCAGUUUCAGCCACCAGAUGUGGAUAUUGCUCAUGAAUGUUCCUCAUGUACUGAACACUCUGAUUCCUUCAUCAGGAGGCAGGCGGCGUUUAGGAAGAACGGCCAUGAUAACUUUUUGUACUGCCCAAAUGCCGUUGAUCUGGCUGAAGACGAUAUUGCUCAUUUUCAGUCGCAUUGGAUGAGGGCAGAACCUGUGAUAGUCAGAAAUGUUCUCGACAAGACACCUGGACUAAGUUGGGAUCCGAUGGUUAUGUGGAGGGCUUGUAGGGAAAUGGAUCCAAAAGCUAAAUGCAAAGAAGAGGCAAAAAGCGUGAAAGCUUUGGAUUGCUUGGACUGGUGUGAGGUUGACAUAAAUAUUCAUCAGUUUUUUCAAGGCUACUUGAAAGGCCGUCAUGAUUGCAGUCGUAAAUCAGAUCGCACUGGUAUGCCAGUAAUGUUGAAGUUAAAAGAUUGGCCUCCAUCAACUCUAUUUGAAGAGCGCCUUCCAAGGCAUAACGCUGAGUUUAUUUCUGCGUUACCUUUCUUUGAUUACACUGACCCCAAGUCAGGUAUCUUGAAUCUGGCUACAAGACUUCCUGAAGGAUCCUUGAAGCCAGAUCUUGGACCCAAGACAUACAUUGCCUACGGUUUCCCUGAAGAGCUUAAUGGAGGAGAUUCUGUGACAAAACUACAUUGUGAUAUGUCAGACGCGGUCAAUGUGCUGACACACACAACUGAAGUGGAUAUACCUCCUUGGCAAUACAAACUUGUAAAAAAAGCAAAGUCGCGUAAACAACACGUUGGUCAACAGACGGAAGCCAGUGAAUGUGAAAACAAGUCAGUGAAAGAAGUAGAGAAUGAGGACAAGGCAGGUAACGAGGAACCAUCAAAUAGUAGUUCUAGACCGUCCAGCUCACAAGAAGAUAAUAAGAUGUUUGUUUCAAAAGGUGAAUGUAUUAAAACUGAAAGAGCUGAUCCUAUGGAAGAGUCAGGUCUAGUUUCUGAGAAGAAUGUAACGCCGAUGAACGAACCAAUUACUGGUUUGAAGACAGAGAGAUUAUCUCCAACGAACCAAAGUGAAGAUGAUCCCACGGUGGAGAACGGACUGAAGAUGCCAACAGCUCUUUUAACUGACCCGUGGGAUACAAAUAGUAGUCUCCCACAGCCUGUGGAAUCCAUAAAAGAGGAGAAACUGGAUUCUCCGAAAGAAACUGAAGGCAAUGUCAUUCAGAGUUUGGAUGGUAGUACAAGUGCGGAGUCUAUGCAAGAGCAGACACUUGAUGCUCCAAAAGAAACUAAUGGCAUUGCCAAAGAGAGUUCAAAUGGUGGUGCUGUGUGGGACAUCUUUCGAAGAGAGGAUGUUCCAAAACUUAUCGAGUAUUUGAAUAGACACAAGCAUGAGUUUCGUCAUUUCUUUAACGAACCUGUGGAAUCUGUUACUCACCCAAUUCAUGACCAGACACUGUUCUUGACUGAAAGGCAAAAGAAGCAGCUGAAAGAGGAGUUCGAUAUAGAGCCAUGGACAUUUGUGCAACAUCUCGGUGAAGCUGUUUUCAUUCCUGCAGGUUGUCCUCACCAAGUGAGGAAUAUACAGUCUUGCAUAAAGGUGGCACUUGAUUUUGUUGCUCCUGAAAGCGUAGAGGAAUGCCUUAGGCUAACACAGGAGUUCCGGAGGCUACCAAAAGACCACAGAUCCAAUGAGGAUAAACUAGAGCUUAAGAAAAUAGUGCUGCAUGCUGCCAGCUCAGCCAUAGUAGAAGCACAAGAUCUAAUGCAAAAGUCCAUGACUGAAUAAUGCUAACAAAAGACUCCUAAUAAGGACAUGAAGCUCUUCAUUGUAGGAGACUUGGUUUGUUCCCAAAGAUUAAAAUCAGGAGAAAGCCCUCUGUUUACUUUGUCAGGGAACAAACUCCCAUGUAACAUUAUUUGUAUCAGUAUAACUAUUCCGUGGCAUUUAUUUAUGUAACAUUAUUGUAUCAGUAAAACUAAUCUGUGGCAUUUUACUUCUGUAAUGUUAAGAACAAAGAUCCUUCCCUCUUA
Messenger RNA from Raphanus sativus (radish), 3496 nucleotides. Its product is annotated as lysine-specific demethylase JMJ27. The record is from RefSeq and is a predicted model, not a curated record. Gene Ontology annotation, cellular component: chromatin; histone deacetylase complex. Lineage: Eukaryota; Viridiplantae; Streptophyta; Magnoliopsida; Brassicales; Brassicaceae. Gene Ontology annotation, biological process: regulation of transcription by RNA polymerase II. Bases 186 to 3251 code for a protein of 1021 amino acids. The transcript has 13 exons. Gene Ontology annotation, molecular function: histone H3K9 demethylase activity; transcription coregulator activity; chromatin DNA binding.